AUGGCGUCAGUUGUUUUCAUCAUACGUGUACCAUACUACGAGGAAAAUAGUAAAAGCUUGAAAAGUGAGUGGGACAGUGAAUCUGAAAGCUCAGAAGGGAAUAAAGAAGAGGAUAUCAAACGACAAACUGAUGAUCAAAAUGUCAAAGAGGUCACAUUUGAAAUUAGUGAGAAUAAAACAGAUAAGGCUUUUCAUCAGAACCAGGCUGAAGUAUAUGGUGAUACUAGUGAGGCAAAUCAGACUGUAGAUGAUAUGGAAAUGUUUACUGGUCACCUGAAUUUGGCCGAGGUAUUUAAUACUCGUAUACGGAUUUGUGAAAUACGUUAUGAAUAUCAUGCACUGGCAUUUGAUUACUGUUACUCCGUUUAAUUUGCAUAAUUUGUUUUGCAUAAUCAGAAAUUACAACUAAUUUCGUAUAAAAAGGUGCUGUAUAAAUGCAUGCCUUAUGUAUGUAUAAUGUAUUCCAAACUGGUUUCUUUGGAUUUUACAUCAUACUGUAUUCCGGACUUCAUCAUGUACACCGCAAUGACUUAUGAACUCUUAGUUUGCGUACCUGCAUGAACCACAAAUACUGUACAUUGCCAGUGUAUCACGGAAUUCUAGGAAUGGGUUUCCCGUCUUCAGUUUUUACUCAGAUCUUUUUGGAUCCCGCUUUACCCUUCGGGGAUACGCUGCUUAGUCCUUCCGGCGUGGUUGUCCAUUAGAGAGGUUCAGACUUCCACUACUCACUACCACUCCCUUUCACGGACAAAAAGUACGGAUCUGAUUGGUUAAUCGGAUAUAUUAUUAAACGCUUUUGAUUGGUUAAUGAGCUCUUAAUGGUAGCAGCUGUGCAUGUGGUAGUGGAAGUCAAAUCUGCAUGAGCCUCUAUGAUGGACCUGUUGUAGGGACCAGGAGGAGCGGAUCUGGUCAUUGUACUAACCCAAAUGGGGCUGAUCAUCACCUGCUAAACAUGAACCCAAUUAUAUUCAUGAGGGCCAGCGCUCUCCCCAUGACGCAUUGUGGCUAAAUAGAUUAAUCUAGCUACUCAUAUCAAGUCUAUCAACUGUCUUGUUUAUUCUUAUGAAAGGUCCUACAAAAUGAACUGAGAUCACUAAAUGUUCAAGGUGAUUCAUGGACAAUCACAAACGACAAGCAGUUUCAUCAGGUACAAGUAUGUUAAGUUGCAACAAAUCAUGUACAAAAUCCUGGUGGAAAAUCUUAAGCUAGUCCUUUUGUGUCAAAACACAAUCCUACUACCAAUUCUAAACCUACCCUAAUCUUUUAGGUGGUAUUCUUAGAAAAGACUGGUGAAAGAGUUGAAAAAUUUUUGGAGAGAUUAACACAUGUUGGUAUUGGAAAGAGACCAAAAUCAUCAGUAAGGUAUUGUUUUCUGGAACUUUUAGUUUUUUUUAGAAUUGGUGGCACAUUGAGUGUCUAUCACCUUGGAGAAUUUACCCCCUUGCUGCAAUCAUCAUUUUAAGUGAUUUUACGUCUUAGCAUCAUUUCCACAUCUGCCCACAUUCAACCUCAAGAAAACAAAAGGACAAGCUUAAGCCGGGUUUACCUCACACCUUUUUUUACCUUUCCUUCCCUGGAAAAUAUCUAUCUAUCCCCUCUCCCUUCUAAAAAACCAACAUACCCAAGAUGCAACAUUAACUUGCAUAAUUUAUGCUCUUUAAUUUUAAAAGCACCAUUGUAUGAUAAUCAAUUAGCACCAUCCCGUCUAAAUUCUGUUCUCAGUCUGACCCUCACCCCUCUUUUCUAAGAUUCACUCAUCUCCUUCUCAUUGUUGAUGUCAUCAUUUUAAGUGACUCUAUGUUUUAGCAUCAUUCCCACAUCUGUCCACAUUCAACCUCAAGAAAACAAAAAGAAAAGGGCUACAAAAUGUGAAAGUAUUCUCACUACAGAAUCUGAAACUGAACCAUUACUUAGUUUGUGAGUUUAAUUAAUAUUUGCAUUUGACAAGUUACUUUAUUGUAAAACUGAACUAACAAUUACUGUGGCAUUAAAAUGUAAAAUAUUUACAGUGAAAAGGAAUCUAUAAAAGACCAGUUCAAAAAGUCGAUAAAAUCAAGAUUGACAGUAGAACAAGUGAGUGUGAAGUCUGUGACGAAUAUCAGUUUCUAUCUCAUUUUUUUUUGGUGCGAAAAUUUUGCACUACUAAUUUUGUUUUAUUACAUACAUGUUUAGGUUGUGGAAAGUGUAAGAAUGCAAGCACAUUUAUCUUUUGAUUUUGUGAUGUUUACCGUGUUAGCCAGGUGAAAAUUUUUAGUCUUUUUAUCAGUACGAUAUAAUUAUAAAUGUCAACUUAGCAAUGACAGCACUUUGUGUACAUAUUCUAUCUGUUAUUCUGUUUUCUCAAUAUAUACAGUUUGAUAGCUGCAGUUGGUUUAGCUGAAGACAAUGCAUGCUGUGGUGAUGGUCACCGGUAUAUUAAUAUCACCACUUAUGGUAUAUGCUUCGAUGUGUUGAUGAAUUCAUGCAAGUGAAUGCUGUUUUGGAUCUCAAAUUGCGUAUCUUUCAUUUUGUAAAAAUUUUCACUCGAACAUAUGUCUUAACUAUAUGUUCAUUGCAAGUAAGAUAUUUUUCAAUAGGGUCCAAUUCUUGGUGGAACAUUUGGGACAGUUUAUUUAUUUUUGGGACAGUUUAUUUAAAUAAAUAAAUAAAAAGUAAGAUAUUUUUCAAUAGGGUCCAAUUCUUGGUGGAACAUUUGGUACAGUUAUAAAGAACAAGAGCUUGAGAAAUACAGCACUUAAAACUGAACUCUGCGGUUUAUUUCUUUCAGUAGUUGUUGGUACAGUUUGCAUUUAGUCUAUUUUGUUGUUAAACUUUUACAAACUUGACAAUUUAGAUACUAGUUUACAAACAACAAUUCACAAAAAAGCUGAUCAGUUGCAACUUUGUUAGGAUUUCUGUUCGGUUUAAUUUGUGGACCGUUUGGUGUAAACGGUGCAUCAUGGGAUAACACGAAGCGUAUUUGGCCUACAAAUGAAAUGACAAGCAGGUGAGACAUGAGUAGUGAUCAUUCCUUUCAAUCGCGUUGGCCCGUGCAAGUGAACAAAAGCAAUCUCAAAAAACCAUGUAUCAUAGAGUACAUUUUCUAAUAUUAUUUCCACUUUUGAACAAUUAAAACUAUUAAAAAGUGUUGAGAUAAAAUGUGUCAGUCAUAAUUUAUUUCAGAAGUCAACUGAAUAACAUAUUGCAAUCCAUAUCUUAUUUCCGUUAUGUAUGACAUCGCAAUAUCAUAUUUAUUGGUGUAGGGGUAUGACUCGUGCUUUGUGGGUUGGUGUUUGUAUCGCGUUACCAUCAGGUGCUGCUGUUGCGUUAUCUGUGUUGGGUGGUAACACUGGUUCUCUGGUGGGUGUGACAAUAUCCGCCUCAUUGUUGGCUCCUGCAGUUAAUUCUGUAAGUUGCAUGGUUGCCGUAGUUUUCACCUAGGGAUGAACAGUGGCAAAUAAAAUAUUGUCUACAUUCAUUAACACUCGAUGUUUAUAACAACUAUUUUGACGUCGACAAAUCAUGAGUGCUGUUGAAUGUGAUUGGCUUCAUUAGUUGAUCAAAUUGAAUGCACAUGGCAGACAAGAAAGUUUUACGUGAGACAAUGUUUUUAUCUGCGCGCGAAUUCGAAUGUUUCAUCCUGAUGCGAUGAUAAAGGCGAGACGGUACAUCAAAAUGAAAUUUUAGGGAGAACACCUGGAGAAUUGGGGAAUUUUUAAGCAUGAAACAUUGGACCAUUGCACAUUCAAAUCAACAUGUUAUCUAUGUUUUUAGGGGAUGUUAUGGGCGUGUUCUAUUAUUUCUGCUAUAAAACCUCCCGAAUUGCUGUACAGUGGUGAAUUCAAUACGUCAACGGUAUAACUGAAAUAACUUGUAAUAUAUAUAUAUAUAUAUAUAUAUAUAUAUUUAUAUAUAUAUAUAUAUAUAUAUAUAUAUAUAUAUAUAUAUAUAUAUAUAUAUAUAUUACGCUCUAUCUAUAUGGUAUUGAGCACUGUUUGUGUUUCGUAAACCAAAAUCUUAAGCUAUAUAUAUAUAUAUAUAUAUAUAUAACGGGAACUUCUCAUUAUAUCACGAGUGACCGUGUUGUGUGAGAUAUAGCUUGUCAGUUGUGAUUUGUCUCGGCAAACGUUUAUACAUUCUUCAAUAAUUUUAAAUACAUGAAUGAUUAUAUAAGUACUUAAUGUUUGUACAAAUCAGCAGAAUUUUCAUGGCACCAGAAUGUGAGAGAAAAUAACCUGGGUACGAGGUUGCGGAAUUUUGUAUCAGAUAUACAAACUCCUUCAUUUGCAUGAUUUCCGUUGUGUUUUCUUCAUGAAUGUUAAUGAGAAAUCCAAGUACUAGCUAAAAUAUGAGCAACUGCAUCUUUAUGGGCAUUUACAAAUGGCGAGCGCGCAGCGUGCGCCAUUGUUAAAUGCCCUUAAUAUGGUUUACAAAUGUGCACAAGUGACCUAAAUAUCGCGUCGUGAUCUAUUUGUAGUCUUACGCCACGGUAUUCAUUAUUCAUGAAUUUUACAAGUACUAUUUAAAAAUUGUCACAACUAUGCAUGAAUUAAUUCCAUUUUGUACUUCAAUUCCAUUCCAUCUUUUUUCAGUUAAAAUGUCCACCGCUCAAAGAUAACGGUUACACACCUACCUACAGUUGUAACAUGGGGAUGGAAUCCGCUAUUCUGGCAAUUAUAAGUUUGGUUUUGACUGUUGAAAAUAUAAUAUGUAUUUUAAUAACUGCUACCCUUGUUUUAAAGGUGAAUACCAACUUUUCUUCUUAUUUUUCUAUUUUUCUUUGUUUAUUCUUUGUCUUGUUGGCGAGUUUCAGUAAGUUUUACAAAGGACAUAGCUGAGACUACUGCGUCACUAUUUGAAACAUGAGCAGCAUGUGUUUUAUCAGAUAUAAAGAUACGAGGCGAAGGCGAGUUUUAGGUUUAGGUCUGAUAAUGACACAAACUGCAUGCGAAUGUUUUAAAUUGCUUCAAAAACGAUCUAGUACCGGUUCAUUGGCGAAGUAAUUUUCAAAAAACACGUUUGUAAGUCGAGAAAAUCAAAGUUAAUGUUUAUGUAAUGUAAAUCGAGGGUAAAAUCUCUAUCUAUACGACAUUUAUAAUUUUUCUUUGUGUUUUCCUCAUGAAUUAUUUAUUAAUGAGUUUUUGAAGUACAAUAUUUAAAACACGCUGAGCAGGAGUGCUUUAUCAUACAUAAAACAUCUGAUAAAGCACGAACUGCAAGCAUUUUAAAUGGCUUAAAAAACGACCCAUCUAAAGAAUUAAUUACCAUAUUGGCGAAGUAAUACGUUGCCGAGAAAAUCAAAUCUAAAGUUUGUACAAACGAACAUGAUUUUUUAUCACAUAUAAAACCAUCGACACAGCAGUGAUUUUCUUUGUCUUUUCCUCAUUAAUUGAGUUUUUUAUAUAAUGUAUACUGACUGAACUCGACUCAACUGGAAUUAUUUCCUCAUUGGUUGACCACCAGCAAAAGCUGUAUUCACGAUAAUGCAUGCAUGGUUAAAUCCAUCUAUACAUAUAACAAUCACAGAUGUUUUAUUUAUUGGCAGAUUAAAGAGGUUGCACCAAAAGCAUCUAGCUCUAAUGCUACUCAGACAUUCUGGACCAAAGAUAUAAAGGUUAUAAUAUUCUUCAUUCACAAAUAUCUUGAUGUUGUUUGAAUGUUUACUCGUCCUGCCCACCCCUCCUGAACAUUGUUGUCAGAAAUGGUUCCUAACAAAUCCUCGGUCGUGGCUGAUACAAGUAGUUACAAGUGCUCAACUAACUAAAGGUUAGUUUUUGGUGAGACCGAGAAUAACCUGAGGACCUGGAGAAAGCCAGAUAAACACACAGGAGAAAAUGAGUCAGAGAACCACUCAAACUUGCACGAGUUUUCAAGUAUGCCGCCAUAUUAAAACAUUUUUUCUUUUAGGUAGCAAGAGAGGCUUACGAAACGGUCAAUAAAAGUUGUCAGGCAUACAACUUUCUUAAAGAGUGGAAAGUGAGUGUUGUAAAAAUAUAACAUGUCAGCAUGUCAAAGGUACAUGCACCCUUUAACACAACAUCCUUGCCUAUAGAAAGACCAACAGGAUAUUAACAUCUUUUGCCAUCGUUUUUUAGAAAGUUCAAGAUCGUUCAAAAGCAGGCUCACGAAACUCCCUUCAAGAGAAUGAAGAGUUUGUAAAUAUAAUCGAGGUAAAACAAGCCAUUGCACUAAACAGCUGACAAUUUUGAUGUUUUCAAAAUUGCAACAGAGAACCUUUUGACGUUGUGAAGUUAUUCAUGACCUCAAUAUCAAAGUGUUUUUGUGAUGGAAUACAAGUGUGUUAUAUUUUCCUAUAGACGUUAAAAUAUGCUUACAUUUUACCUAUAUACUAAUAUAGGAAGUAGAAAGAACGGAGGAAUUUGAAUCAGUGGUGAGGCGAGCCCCGAGAGGAGCACAGAACUUACAUGUUAGUUGAUCUUAUAGUUUGUCUUUAUAUGUAUGCUAGAUAGCUGUAUCAUUCAUUACUAAACAGUUCUUCCUGGAGGUCUUAAGUUCUUACCAUCCUUAAUUGAUACAAUGUCAUGCUCCAAGAGGAAACCUGGACAAAAGCUGCGGUGUUUGAUAAAGUAGAUCGUUAUCAACUUCGUACCCAGGCUAUUUUUUCUCGUGCUCUGGUGCCACAGCCACCUGGGUACGAGGUUAUAACCCCCAACAAGAGUCAUAAGCAAGUGAGGUGAAUUAAACUAUGUAAGUGUAUAAUAAACUGCAUAUCAGUGCAGAAUACUUAGAAUCGAACUUCGAUUUUAAGUCGGCUUAUAAUAACUGCGUGUGCGAUCAACUACACGAUGCUAUAGUACCACCAAUGAUGGUAUUUGGUUCGGUUUUUUCUAAUAAACGAACUUCCAUAUUUGUAGAAAUUUUUGAGACAUGUUAAGAGGCUCGUAUCGAAAGAGGAACCAGAGGACAGUACAGCAGAUAAAGAAGCGAUGAUUUUAAAAAAUACACUGAGAAAUUUACAAACAUACUAUUCACUACAUCCUACAGACAAAGCACACCAGCCCUAUGUUAGCACAAUAUUCAGCGAGUCAGAAGCUAAACCGAAGAAAGGGGUACGAAAAUUUCACGUCGUUGAGACAGAGAACCCACAUCAUACGUCUGUAGUUCGAGUUCAGCCACCAACUGAUGAUUCAAACACGUAUUCUGUAACGACUGAAAGUGGAGUGUAG
Molecule: messenger RNA, 7166 nt
Organism: Paramuricea clavata
Lineage: Eukaryota; Metazoa; Cnidaria; Anthozoa; Malacalcyonacea; Plexauridae
Source: the annotation of a GenBank genome assembly